AUGCUGACCCUACUUGCAGGUAUGGGCGCCGCCGCGUACAAGCUUUUCCAUACCACUGAACUACUCGAGGCUAUCCUCUUGAAAACCAAUACUCGAGCGCUUCUCACCACCCACCAACGUGUCUGCAAGCAAUGGAGAGACGUCAUUCAGGGAUCCAUCAACCUCAAGAAGGCGCUCUUUCUUGAGACCGGCCAGGCCAGCAUCGCCUACCCAGGCCCAUCUGGAAUCGAGAGCGCUAUCAUUCACGGUCUUUACGUCAGCACGACCGGACUCUAUUCAACGGCUGACGAGAGGAGGCUUGCUCGCAUCCCAAAGAACCUGGAAUCAUGCCCUGUGCAAUUCAAUCCCUUCCUCUCACCAAAGUCAAACGAGACUAUCCCCCUUCCCAAGCGUUUCCUCCGCGCCCCCAUGUUCCUCUGCCAUCUGAACCCGCAGCUUCUGCUCGCCCAUGAGUCAGCAUCGUGCCGACGCAUGUACAUCACCCAGCCACCGGUAAAGCUUCAGAUCUUUGACGUGGUUUGCAGCGUGUGUGCAAUGAAACCUCGGCAUCUACGUCCAUUCCCUGAGCCUAGAAGUUUCCGUAAAGUUCGGACUUUUGGGGAGCUCAUUGAUGCGGUCAAGGAGAAGCUUGAGGGGAAGGAACGACUUAAGAUUGUGAAGUGUUUGCGUAUCAUGGUUGGGGUGGGUCCGGAGGAAGUCAAGGACUGGGUGGAGGAGUAUGGUAGCAAACUUCUGGAGUGCGACUCUCGGGACUGGCGAAAUGCACUGGCGUCUGACUACCUUUCACUUCAUAGAUGGAAACGCGACUACUCAACGGCGACUUCAUCUUGCCAUUGUGCGAACUCACUCCCCACAUUUCUGGAAAGGGUCGUGCAUGUGAAGGCUUGGCAUGUUCAAGAAACUCCGACAUCUGAUCCAAAAUCACUUCUGAAUUCCUCAACCGCACCACACUGCCUCACACCUCUGGUCUUCAGGUCACAUAACUGGUACACAUCAUGUUGUUCGCCGACAGCGGAGAUGGCGGCAGCCAGAGUUUUCGCGAUCCCAGAGCUCGUGGAAGCCAUACUGCUGCGACUUCCAACUAAAGACCUGCUGUUGUCCAAACGUAUCUCUCGAAUUUGCCGCGACGCCCACGAGUCGAAGUCGAUCAAGAAGGCACUCUUCCUCGUUCCCGGCACCGCACUCAACACUUCUGACGAAGCGAGUUUCCCACAACCAGGCUAUUCAGCCUCCAUCAAAUACGUCAAAUCAUGGUGGAGCUCCAGCAGCUAUGAAGUUCCACUGCCCGAGGCAGCCAAGCAUGGUGUCUCUUUCAAUCCCUUACUCGUAGCCUACUUCACCGGGCAGACCUUGACGAUUCAGAGCGAUCGUAUGAAGGCUUCCAAUACUGCGGAACUCAGAGUUCUAUGCCACGGCGACGAUGCAUCUUUCCGACGUAUGUUCAUCACUCAGCCACCACUGCGGAUGAUGACAGUCCACGCCAAUUACCGCUACGCCCAUGGCAAUUUCAGCGUGCGGAUGAUCGGAGGAAUGACCUAUGGAGAAUUGCUUGAUGAAAUGGAGAUGUUUCUUAAGGAGGGUCAGAAGAACGGUCAGAAUGAAGAGCAUCUGUUCAAGUGGGGUGUAGGCGUGAGGAGUGAGCCCAAAGGUCAGGAUUUGGAGGAUGCAUCGGAGGCUCUUACAUUCAACGUCACGGGAGAUGGAGCUACUAGGCGGAUUUCUGUAUUCAGAUCAGUCAUAAGUCCUUCAACUUCAAUUCUGCAACAUGAUGCCAAUAUCUCACCCCAAGCCUACACACACACUCUCUCUCCAAACAAAGUCGGCACUUAUAGCGACCGAGGGGGCCCCUCGCGGCCUGGAAGGGUGGUUCCUUCGUCGGCGAACCCCUAG
Messenger RNA from Pseudocercospora fijiensis CIRAD86, 1890 nucleotides. RefSeq lists its product as uncharacterized. The record is from RefSeq and is a predicted model, not a curated record. Bases 1 to 1890 code for a protein of 629 amino acids. The transcript is spliced from 8 exons. NCBI's taxonomy places the organism in Eukaryota, Fungi, Ascomycota, Dothideomycetes, Mycosphaerellales, Mycosphaerellaceae.